UCCCAUUCUCCUUUGAUUCGUGCACUGGAUCCCGCUGCGCCUACGUUUUAUUUCCUGGGACUUGAUCGGAGUUGUAAACUAGUACUAGUGCCCGCUACUACGGGAAAAGCAAAUAGGGAGGGCGUACGGGAAGACGCUUUUAAAUACGAUCGUCAGGAUUAGGAACUCACCUUCAGGUUUUCUCUGCAAGUCGUCCUGGAACUAUCGAGAGAGAGAGGAUGUCUGUGACGUUGCACACAGACGUGGGAGAUAUCAAAAUAGAAGUCUUCUGUGAGAGGACACCCAAGACGUGUGAGAAUUUCUUGGCUCUUUGUGCCAGUAAUUACUACAACGGCUGUGUGUUUCAUAGGAACAUCAAGGGUUUCAUGGUUCAGACAGGAGACCCAACAGGCACCGGACGGGGAGGCAGCAGUAUCUGGGGCAGGAAGUUCGAGGACGAGUACAGCGAGUAUCUGAAGCACAAUGUUAGAGGUGUUGUAUCUAUGGCUAAUAAUGGCCCAAAUACCAACGGAUCUCAGUUCUUCAUCACCUACGGCAAGCAGCCGCAUCUGGACAUGAAGUACACGGUGUUUGGAAAGGUCAUAGAUGGUCUGGAGACUUUGGAUGAACUGGAGAAGUUACCAGUGAACGAGAAGACGUACAGACCUCUCAAUGAUGUGCACAUCAAGGACAUAACUAUCCAUGCCAACCCAUUUGCUCAGUAGCUACCGCAGGCCCAGACAGACACUUGGCAAGCUCGUCACUGGGAUGUGCCCAUUGGCCUUUAUCCUUCUGGUGUUUCCAGUAAUGACAUCUGUCAUGGGGCCCAUAGUGUUCACCCCCAGUCAUGAGCACAUUCUGUACCACUGCUGUUAUUCAGUGUUUAAAUACAAAGCAAUGCCUUAUUUUUUUAAGGCUGGACAUUCAUAACUAA
Molecule: messenger RNA, 913 nt
Organism: Microtus oregoni (creeping vole)
Lineage: Eukaryota; Metazoa; Chordata; Mammalia; Rodentia; Cricetidae
Product: peptidyl-prolyl cis-trans isomerase-like 3
Exons: 7
Coding region: 219-704 (161 amino acids)
Biological process (GO): protein peptidyl-prolyl isomerization; protein folding
Cellular component (GO): catalytic step 2 spliceosome
Molecular function (GO): peptidyl-prolyl cis-trans isomerase activity
Source: RefSeq, a predicted model, not a curated record